CACGAAAGAGGGAAGGGUUUUUCGGUGCACAAAAGGAGAGAGUGCUUUGAUAUCUUCUUCUUUCCUCUUCGUCGCAACCUCGUAGAAGCAAGCAAGAAAAAAGAAGAGACAACAAGAGAGAAAAGGUUGGGAACGUCGUCGUUUCUCCUCGGAUCUGAGAGAGGGAGAGGGGUUAGGGCGAGAGUCAUGAGCGCCAAGGGAGGAGGAAGGGUUGGGGCCAGCAACAAUGGCAAGAACAGUACUGGGAUUUCGUCCAUACCUGCAGGGUCAAGGAAGCUGGUGCAGACUGUGAAGGAGAUUGUGAACUCUCCCGAUGCGGAGAUCUACACCAUGCUUAAGGCCUGUAACAUGGACCCUAACGAGGCUGUCAAUAGCCUCCUCGCCCAAGAUCCUUUUCAUGAGGUGAAGAGCAAACGGCACAAGAAAAAAGAGAAUAAGGAUUCAACGGAUCCCAGAUCUCAUGGUGCUUCUAACACUUCGAACCGUAGUGGCAGGGGUGGUGCAGAUCGUUAUGGUGGACGUGGUGGGUCAAGCCAGUUCAGCUCUAGUGAGUCGAGUUUUUCACAAAGCAAGCCUUCAUACAAGAAGGAAAAUGGAACACAUGCUUCUGGAGGCUCGUCAUCUUGUGCUUCUGGUACUGCUGGGAACAACAUAAACUGGAAACAUCCACCCAAUAGCGACUAUUAUGUCAAUACAGAAAGUAAAAUGUCAGUAGCAGGCUCGCGUGAUGCGAUCUCCUCAUCCUUGCAACCUUCUUCUGGAAUGCAACCCGCUUGGGUCGGUAUUCCUGGUCAGUUAUCGAUGGCAGACAUUGUGAAGAUGGGUAAGCCUCAAAAUAGGGCCCCUUCGAUACCAAAUCCACCUCAUCACAGUGGUGACUUACCAGCAGAUUAUCUUCCCACGCUAUCACAGAUGAACACUGAACCAGAAUUUGCUACAAGUUAUCCUGUUUCUUCCAAUGAUGAAUGGCCAUCAAUAGAGCGGCCACCUGCUCCUAGUGCGCCUGCCGUUUUAGCUGCAGAUUCUGAGUUUUAUACAGAUUCAUCUAAGUUGCAUGUGGACAAAGGUCACCAGCAUAUGAAGUCCCAGUUAGACGAUGUCCCGAUAGCAGAUGAUGGUCCUGUUGAAUCUUUGAAUGCAAAUCAUGUUAGACCUGCUUCUAUAUCCAGUACAAGCACACAGGAGGACAAUUCUAGAGAUUCAUCUCUAUAUGAUGAUAAUUUGUAUGGUAACAUAGGUUCGUACCAGGCUCACAGGAAUGCUUUUGAGCCUAAUGAAGCUGAAGAUGGUGCUUCAUUACUGACUGCGAACUUGCAGCAACUGAGUUUACAGAACAAUGAUGUGGUGGUCCAACCUGAAGAGGAUGAUCCUUCUGUUGUGAUUCCGGAUCACUUGCAAGUUCAUAUGCAGGAUUGUGCACACCUGAGCUUUGGAAGUUUUGGUUCUGGUUUCAGUUCUGCCUUUUCUGGUCCUUUUGCCUCGAUGCCAAUGAAAAAUGACUCGGAGGAGACAAUUGAAGCACCAGAUGCCUCAUCGAUGGGAUACUCAGACACGAGAAACCCCGAGUAUUAUGGAGAUGAACAUCUCAGAAAUAGCCCAGAUGAAAAUUUUGUUCAUAAAGCUGGUGUCAAUGCUAGUAGUUACGAUUCUCCUUCAGUUUCACAGCCAGAGGUGUUGAAACAGGAAACCACUGAAGCUCCUCGAGGGAAUCAAUAUGCAUUUCCUUCUUCUUCGCCUAAUUAUACUUAUGAUAACACCCAGCAGUUGAAUACUGCAUUGAAUCACCAAGAGAUGAGCUCGCAGAUUCAGAAUCUCUCUCCUUUCUCAAGUAUGAUGGCGUAUACAAAUUCAUUACCCAGCACUUUGUUGGCUUCAAAUGUUCAAGCUGGGAGGGAGCCUGAUCUUCCAUACUCACCCUUCCCUGUGAUGCAGUCAGUGUCCACUAAGUACAGCGACACAGAUUCUUCCAUCAGUGGUCCAAGCAUUUCAAUGUCUGAGGCUUUGAGACAAGGUGGUAUCUCGACACAACAGCCAACUCCACAGACCCUGCCUGGUGCAAGUGUUGCCACAGGACCUGCUCUUCCACAGCACCUUGCUGUGCACCCCUAUUCUCAACCUACCCUUCCUUUGGGACAUUUUGCCAAUAUGAUUGGCUAUCCUUUCUUGCCUCAGAGUUACACAUACAUGCCAUCUGCAUUCCAACAAGCAUUUUCUGGUAAUAAUACAUACCAUCAGUCUUUGGCAGCAAUGCUCCCACAAUAUAAAAAUAGUGUUCCUGUCAGUAGCUUGCCUCAGACCUCUGCAAUUGCCUCUGGCUAUGGAUUUGGAAGUUCAACCAGCGCUCCUGGAGGAAACUUUCCUCUGAAUUCCCCCACUGCUCCUGCAGGAACAACCAUAGGCUAUGAUGAUGUUUUAAGUUCGCAGUACAAGGAUGGCAAUCAUUUGAUCUCACUUCAACAGAAUGAUAACUCGGGUAUGUGGGUUCAAGGGCCUGGUUCACGAACAAUGUCUGCUGUCCCUGGAAGCACAUAUUACAGUUUCCAGGGACAGAAUCAGCAGCCUGGUGGGUUUCGGCAAGGUCAGCAGCCAUCUCAGCAUUUUGGUGCUCUUGGAUACCCGAAUUUCUACCAUUCUCAGACGGGUAUAUCACUGGAGCAGCAGCAGCAACAAAACACUAGAGAUGGUUCUCUUGGUGGUUCCCAAGGCCAACAACAGCCUAAGCAGACCCAACAGUUAUGGCAGAAUAACUACUAACUUCAUUCUCCUCCUGGUUUUUCAGGGUCUUUGUAGUUGAGUUUGAAAGUGGCCAAUCAAAGGGCUUCCUUGCGAUUGAAUAAUUGAAACACUGUUUUACUGGUCUAAAAGAGACCUUGGCUGGCUACUGCCCUGUGCCUUGAGGGGUUUGUAUUCUAGAUAUUUAUUUGCGUGGCUAUGUAAUGUAGGAUCACACGUGUGCUUGUUUGGGUUAGUGGACUAUCCUUACCAACCCCCUUACCCCGAACUCAUAAUUUGCUCUCUUUUUCCCCUUUAUUUCAAGUCCCUUGUAAUUUGUUUUGAUUAGCUGAUUACGUAACAUAACCAAUUUCUCUUUCCAGUGACAGUGAUAUCCGUCUUUAUUUUA
Messenger RNA from Tripterygium wilfordii, 3121 nucleotides. Its product is annotated as RNA polymerase II degradation factor 1-like. Gene Ontology annotation, molecular function: protein binding. The transcript is spliced from 10 exons. Bases 187 to 2754 code for a protein of 855 amino acids. The record is from RefSeq and is a predicted model, not a curated record. Lineage: Eukaryota; Viridiplantae; Streptophyta; Magnoliopsida; Celastrales; Celastraceae.